GUCUCUCUUUCACACACAAUGACACAAUCACGCGAAGAAAUUAUCUACGAAUAGAAAUCGAGUCCGGAAUUGUUUCAGGAGGAUUUCGAUCUUGCAAGAAUUAUCACUUUCCAUGAGCACCCAAGGAGCCUUAACGCCAUUACCAUCUUCUUCUUCUUCAAAACCUCGGUGGAAAUAUGAGGUGUUUCUCAGUUUUAAAGGAGAGGACACUCGUAGAAGUUUUACAGACCAUCUUUACGAUGCUUUGAAAAAAAAAGGCAUUUUGACCUUUAGGGAUGAUGAAAAGCUUGAGAGAGGAAAAUCUAUUUCAGAAGAGCUCUUAAAAGCCAUAGAAGAAUCGAGAUUUGCCAUCAUCAUUUUUUCAGAAAACUAUGCAUCUUCUAGAUGGUGUUUGGAUGAACUUGUCCAUAUUAUUAGAUGCAAGAAAGAGAUAGGAUUGGAAGUUGUGCUAGUUUUUUAUCAUGUAAAUCCAUCAGAUGUACGACAUCAAGGUGGAACUUUUGCACAAGCCUUUGAUAAACACAAAGAAUGUUUUAAGGAAAGCAUAGAGAAGGUGGAAACUUGGAGAGCUGCAUUGAGAGAAGUGGCCAAUCUCUCUGGUUGGGAUCUACAAGAUAGACAUGAGUCAGAAUUUAUCCAAUACAUUGUGAAAAAUAUGAUGGAGAAAUUGAGUUCAGAAUUCUCAAGCUUUACCAAAAACCUCGUAGGAAUAGAAUCUACCAUGGCAAAAUUGAUCCCUUUGUAUUUAGGUUUUGGGAACAGGGUUUACAUGCUAGGGAUUUGUGGUAUGGGGGGGCUGGGAAAGACAACUCUUGCUAGAACUAUUUAUUAUAGGUAUUCUAAAUACUUUGAAGGUUCUAGUUUUAUUCUCAAUGUUAGGGAAAGAUCAAAAGAAGGUUCUUUGCUUGAAUUUCAACAACAACUGCUUGAUCAAAUUUUGGGGGAAAGUGAUACAAAGAUAUGGGAUGUUUAUCACGGAGUUGACACAAUUAAGAGAAGGUUAUGUCAGAAAAAAGUUCUACUUGUCCUAGAUGAUGUUAAUCAAAUGUACCAAUUACAAAAAUUGGCUAGAGAGGAUGGCUGGUUUGGAUUGGGGAGUUGGAUUAUCAUAACAACUAGAGAUAAACAAGUGUUAGUUGGACAUAGAGUGCAUCAAAUAUAUGAGUUGAAUGGAUUAAAUAAUUAUGAUGCUUCAAAACUUUUUUGUUUGCAUGCCUUCAAAAUGGAGCUACCCAAAAAAGAUUAUAUGCAACUCUCCCAAGAAGUUUUAGAAUAUGCUAAAGGCCUUCCAUUAGCUCUUGUUACUUUGGGUUCCUUUUUGGUUGAAAGAAGAAUAGAUGAAUGGCAAAGUGCUUUGAACAAUUUUAAAAAAACUGAAGGAGGAAUAUUUGGUAUCCUUAAAAUAAGUUACGAUGGACUUGAGGAGAUAUGGAAGGAGAUAUUCUUAGAUAUUGCAUGUUUUUUUAGACAAAGGAAGAAAGAUGAAGUAAUACAGAUAUUAAAGAAUUGUGGUUUUGAUGCAACAAUUGUUAUAAGUGUUCUUGUGGAAAGAUAUCUCCUAACCAUGGAUGAUAAUGAAUGUUUGGGGAUGCAUGAUCUACUAACAGAAAUGGGUCAAAAAAUUAUUCUUUUUGAAUCAAGUAGAAAUCUUGGAAAGCAUAGUAGGUUGUGGCUUAUUGAGGACUUGCUUCAUGUCUUGGAGAAUGAUAUGGCAACAGAAGCAAUUCAAGCCAUAGUUGUCACACAAGGGGAAGAGGAAAUCAAUUUUGAAGAAUUUCCUGAAGGGUUUUCAAAGAUGUCUAAUCUUAGAUUACUGAUAAUUAAGCCGAACUCUCUCAAAAAGAAGAAGCUGGGCAUCCUGAAUGCCCUCGAUCAUGUUCCUAGUGACCAAAGACAUCUUGCUCUUCCUAAUAAUCUAAGACAUCUUUCGUGGAACUACUGUCCUUUUAAAUGUUUGGCAUCAAGUGGCAAACGAAAGGCAUUUGUUCAUCUUGACUUGCAGUACAGCAAAUUUGAAUUUCUUUGGGAAGGAGUAAUGGUUUUAGCCAAGUUAAAGUUCAUUGAUCUUAGUCAUUCCGAAAACCUUAUUAGGAUACCUGACUUUUCAGGUGUUCCGAUACUUGAGGAACUAAACCUUUCAUGGUGUUGUAGUUUGGUUGAGAUCCACCCAUCUAUUGGACAGCUCAGCAGUCUUAGGUAUUUACAUUUGCAACACUGUUAUUCUCUUACUGCUCUUCCCAGCAUGUCUGUUGAAAUGCAGUCCCUUACGAUUCUUAAUCUUUCUCGUUGCUUUCAAAUCAGUAUGAUUCCAAAAUUUACUGGAAUUAUGAAAAGCCUAUCAGAACUCUAUUUGGGUAUGACUGAUAUUAAGAAAGUAGCACCCUCAUCAGUCGAAUGUUUGGCUGCCCUUACUUUAUUAGAUCUAAGUUCAUGCACAAAUCUCAAAUGUCUUCCAAGCAACAUGGAUAAUUUGAGGUCUCUUGAAAUGCUCAAUCUUUUCGAUUGCUCAAAACUAAAAUAUUUGCCAAGGCUUCCAUCAACUCUAACAUAUAUAAAUGCUGAAGCUUGUUCUUCCCUAAAAUCGUUGCUAAGGCUUCCAUCAACUCUAAGAUAUUUAAAUGUUCGAUAUUGUUAUUCUCUAAAAUGGUCACCAACAUGGGUCAAAUUGAGUAGCUGGUCACAACUGCUCUCCUGGUGGCGUCUGUAUGGUGAGAGCGGUAGUCGAGUGGAAUUUACAAUAUUGUUCCAUUUCCUAGAGGGACUCCUUUGUUAUAAAACCGUUAAUGGAACUUCUUCCAAAACUGAAUUUCAGAUAAUUGUUCCAUCAUGGUUAACUCAUCAAAGUGUGGGGAAUUCAAUAAGCAUAGAGCUGCCUUCAAAUUGGUGUAAUAGUAAAUGGAUGGGAUUUGCUCUUUGGGCAUCACUAUCAGGUAUUAUAGGGUUGAAACAUGGUAUUAGAGUUCGUGUGAUAGCCCUUGGUGAUAUGCCUCAGAAUCACUGUGCCUCUGAACUUUUUACUACCUGGACACAUUGCGGGGUCAGUAUUUGCCUAUUGUAUUUGUUUCAUGAUGAUUGGGUUACUAAAGUUGGUGAAUGCAGUCAUAUUAAGGUUAUAUUUGAGACCAAUGAAUCAAACAUUUAUGUGUGGAAAUGUGGGGUUAGUUUGGUAUAUGAGCAAGAUGUGGACGAGUUCAACCAAACAAAUGCACAAUGUUUGAUUGAGAGCGUUGGGGAAGUAUUCAUCUUUAAAUUAUCUGUUGGUGAUAAUGAUGAUGAUGAUAUACAUACAAUUGGUGAUGAUAAUGAUUAACAUGACUGCAAAAGAUGACACCUAAUGGUGUUUAUACUUUGACUAUCUUUUUUUCACUGGACGAAUUUCAAUCAAGGCUUGGGUAAUUAGAUGUGCACAUGCAUUUCAAUCAGCCUGACCAUGUUUUAAUGAAUUUGUAUUUGGUUCAAUUACAAUGAUUUGAAAACAAUUGAAAUGGCAUAUUUGUGCAUCCUGUUUCAAAAUGAAAAUGGAGUUGAAGAUCUACUUUUAUAGGGGAUCUGGUAUAGACAAAUAAUG
Messenger RNA from Quercus lobata, 3568 nucleotides. RefSeq names its product TMV resistance protein N-like. Gene Ontology annotation, biological process: defense response; signal transduction. The coding region runs from base 113 to 3310 and encodes 1065 amino acids. The transcript has 7 exons. Gene Ontology annotation, molecular function: ADP binding. Lineage: Eukaryota; Viridiplantae; Streptophyta; Magnoliopsida; Fagales; Fagaceae. The record is from RefSeq and is a predicted model, not a curated record.